AUGGCCACCGAGAAGCGCACGAGUUUGUUAGAAGCUCUGGAGAGAGUUUGCAAUGUAGACGUGGAUGCGAUCGACCCCAAGGUUUCUACCAAGAUGCCAUUCAAACCCCACAAUCAAACAUCGAACCAGGUCAUUUGUUGCAACACUAUGCUCCAGCCAGAAUAUCGGGACAUCUUCUUGGAAAAUGUGAAGAGAUACGGGUCUCAUGGUUGGGAAGAAGUCUUUAACCGCGUUUCCGUCCAGUUCUGCGCAGACAACCGUAAAAACAUCACCGGCCGCGUUCUCGUACAAGUAUCACCCAGCCACGUUCACGACAAACAGGAAGUCUUGAAUCAGUGCCACGCCUAUGACCGAGCCUUUAGAGACCAUGGCAUCACACGUGAUCAAUACGCGAUUAAGAUCGCGUCGACUGGACCAGGUUUAGCUGCUGCAAAGAUUUUGAAUGACCAGGGGAUUAGAAGUUUGGGAACCUCAGUGUUUAGCCUUUCUCAGGCUAUUGCAGCGAGCCAGGCAGGCUGUCUUUUUGUGAGCCCGUAUCUCAAUGAGGUAGCCGCUUACGAAGAUGACUUUUUGAUGCACAAGGGAGAUGAUCCCGCUAUGACGCACCCGAUGGCUCCUCGCUUAGUCCAUAUUUUGGAGACGUACGCCAAAAUGUACCAAACAACAGGAAAGGACCAACCUCUUGUUGUAAUUGCGAGCAAUGCCAACGUUGGCGAGAUCAUUGCCACUGCCGAGUUGGGCUGCCAACACAUCACAAUCCUCGCCCACCAUCUUGAAGAACUUCAAAACACAACACUUGACGAUACCGCUCUCUCAAGAUACCCGUUCCUGAAAGACCCACCUCCCAAGAGACAGGCACCAUACUACAAGGACUUUAGAACAACAGACCGACUGAAGGGUCAUAUGAAGAUCGAUCCCUUGGUGGGCCCCACAUGGGACGGCAAGUUUGCCAGCACUAAGACGGAUUGGCUAGCGAAUGAUGGCGAAGCACUAACGAAGACAAUCGAAGCUGAUCCAGCUGUUAUGAAGAAGUUGAAGGAUGUCUUCGAGGCUUUUGGAGACGCGGAUGCAAAGGCUAAAGCUGCCAUUGAAAGCGAGAUUUACCCAUCUUAA
This is a messenger RNA of Diaporthe amygdali, 1113 nucleotides long. Its product is annotated as Transaldolase. The transcript has 6 exons. Gene Ontology annotation, molecular function: transaldolase activity. Gene Ontology annotation, biological process: carbohydrate metabolic process; pentose-phosphate shunt, non-oxidative branch. Bases 1 to 1113 code for a protein of 370 amino acids. The record is from RefSeq and is a predicted model, not a curated record. Lineage: Eukaryota; Fungi; Ascomycota; Sordariomycetes; Diaporthales; Diaporthaceae. Gene Ontology annotation, cellular component: intracellular anatomical structure.